GCGCGCGCACACACACACUUUCUUCAAUCAAAACAGAAGACAAUUUGCACCAUGCCCACAAGGUUAAUUGCUAAUAGUAAUGGAGCCAUUACUAAUUAGACUUAUUAAAAUUAAUAUUUUAGUUAACUGUGCGCUGUGAUUUUUUUUUUUAAGCCAUCAUAUUUACAGAUCAAUAAUAUACACCAUCUCCCCCACCACCCGUCAUCUCCUGUUCCAGUUUGUGCAGCCAUUGCUUGCAGAACAGUGUUUGAGUUGUAAUACUUAGGAAGCCUGCAGUAGUUUUGCCAACAUGCUGGAACACAGACCUGCCAAGAUUGCUGUGAUCGUUGUCACUCUAAUAAUAUUCAUUGUGACAGCUGUCCUAAAUGCUUAUGCCAGCCAACCUGAUAGCAGUUCGGGUAUCUACACGUCCACCAUGUCAAAUGUAUCUAAUGAGUUUAUGACUGGAGUCACUCCAGCUCGAUGGACCUUUGGUAUCUGGGGAGUAAUCUACUUCUGGAUGGCUGCCUGGAUCAUCUACUGCCAUGCUGCUAUCUUCAUUAAAUGGGACGGUGAUUACUUGUAUAAAAACGAUGUAUUUGCACCUGGCAUCUUUUUUGUCCUUUAUAGCAUCAACCUGAUUCUCAACUUCACUUGGCUCAUUCUCUUCGACAGAAAGCUCAUUGUUGCUUCUUUCUUUGUUCUCCUUGCAUUGGCAAUCACUGCCGUUGCAUGCUUAUGCAUAGCCAUGUACGCGUUUAAGAAGGGAAUGCAAAACAUUGCCCAAUCUGAAUUCAAGCUCCACUUCUGGCUCAUCCAGAUCCUAAUGUUCAACGGCAUUGCCUGUUACGCUACAUGGCUGACCAUAGCCACUAACCUAAACCUCAACAUUGCUCUGACAUAUGCAUGGAAUUUUAAUGGAGACACAGUGAUUCUUAUCGUCCUGCUUUUUAUUGGUGCAACAAUUAUUUCAGCAGACAUGAUUAUCUUUGAGAAACAUACUCUUUACAUUAUCACACCUUAUUUGGUUCUGGUGGUUGCCCUCUAUGGCGUUGUUGAUGAACAUGUUGAUAUAGAGGACUUGUCUCGUAUUGGUAUAUUCAUGAUAGUUGUACUGGCCCUCUUCUGUGGUGGUCUUCUCUAUAAAAUUGUUGCAACUAUUUGGAGACACUUCCGAUGUCAACGGCCUGCAGCACUAAUCUAGAACAGCUUCCUCCAAGUCUUUGUCUCUCACCCAUUUCUUUGCUUGCACUAUUUUUCAAUCCUAUAAAAACUCCUGAUAACCAAGAUGGUAUUUUAUUUGGGCUUUCUCCUCCAUUCUUAGCUUCUUCUGUCUUGCUCAGUUGUUUCAUUUUCCAUCAGUAAAGCUUUGUCAUUUUAAUCUCAUCAAAAAUAUACAAAAAAAAAAUUAAUUUUUCUAAUUAGUAAUUACUUUAUUUAGUGGCAUAUAAGACACUUACUUCCCCUCAAAAUUGUCUCAGAAUAUCCUCCAGGGUCCUAUAUGUAAUGUUGGGCCUACAUGCUUUAAUACACUAAAUGUUUUUUCUCUCACUAUGUGCUGUCGAAAUUGGGGAUGCAUUUAAGAUGGCCAAGUGUCUUUUAUGCCAACAAAUACGGUACCUUAUUAUUCCAUUUAUUUCGGAGUUUUGGGAGUAUUUUUCGGUUUUUCUGCUUCAAAGACAAGUUGCUUCAUUUCUUCCAUUAUGGAAUAUUAAGUGCAAAUUGUUAAAAUUUAUAGAUUUGCACUUUGUAUUUUCUGAAACCUUGCAACUUUCACGUCUUUCUUCGUUUGUCGCUUCAAUCAAUUUCACAAUCUUGUUAAUUAAUUGUCCUUCACCUUGACAUAAUAAUGGCUUUGCUCUCGUUAACUCUUGUCUCAAUUCUGACACAAAUUACACACACUAAAUUACUGAAAUGUCUUUAACUCAAGUUAAAAGUGUGUGUGUCUGUGUGUGUGAAGGCAUGUGGCCUAGUAGUUAGGGAGUUGCACUCACGAUAGCUAGAUUGUGGUUUCAAUUCCUGGACUAGGUGGUACAUUGUGUUUUUGAAUGAGCAAUUCAUCUCAUAUUUCUCUGGUUCACUCAGGCGUAAAUGAGUUACCCUGCAAAGGGCCAGCCUCCCAAUCAGGCGGAAUGUUGGCCUCUUCACCUAGCUUGUGGGGUAGCAGCAUCUGAAAGCUAAAACAAUGCAAAGUGCACUGUGACCAGCGAUGUGGAACAACAUCUGAUAGUCUGGUUGAUCACCAUGAUAUAUGUAUAUAUAUAUAUAUAUAUAUACAUAUAUAUAUAUAAUGUUUGUUUUUAUGUCAAGAGAUAUAUAAAAACCAUUUAAGAUUAAACUGAAGAAUUGUUUAAUACUUUAUAGUUGAGUAAAUGUUUAUUAAAUUUUUACAAAGGAAAGGAUUCACCUCUAUCAGACUGUCUGACAAAGGUGAGGAAACCAAAACUUCAAAGUUACUGUUAACCUUUCCCUGGUAAAAGUUACACACACACACACACAUAAAUAUUGUGUCAUUGUCGACCAAUUGAUUUUAUGUUGUAUUGUUAUUGCAUAGUGCCAGAUGCACAAUUUGAAAAAUAAAAAACUGGAUGGUCACAGUUGGAACCGCUUUCAUUGUAGGUAUGUUUAAUCAGGGUUGACUUGGUGCUAUAUACAACUUUUUUAUCUCAUCCAUCAUCUCCCGUCUUUACAGCAUCUUUACAGCAUCUCCCUCAUCAUAACGUCCAUUUAAAGCCAGUGAAAGAGGCAACCACCAUUCUGCAAAUGGUUCUGGUUUUAUUUGAAAUUAUUUUAAUUCUUAACAUUGUUAUCAUUGGGCUUGUGGUGUUCAAAUCUUACCAUGGUUGAUUUUGUUUUUCAACUUUCCAGGGUCAAUAAAAUAAACACCUGUCUGUCAUGUACUGAUUUCAGUUUAGCCAACCAUGCCCUUCCCUUACAAAUUUGUAUCAUUGUAUUCCUACAAUUAUUAUCAGCAACUUUUAUUUUUUUAAAGUCAGUUUUUUCUCAUAACUUUUCCUUUCGCUCAAAGUCAUCUAUUUUCAUGUAUUGAUCUAUUGAUCUUUUCAAAAUUACUCAAGCUGAAGGGAGUUCCUUUUAAUCCUUUCCAAUAUGAUUCUCAAACAAUAAAGAUGGAACAUGUAACUAGAAAUCAGGAAAUUCUUUAACCCAUUCCUAAAAAAAGACACCGUCCAAUUUGUUUUUGAGCUAAUUUUGAAAGCAAUAAAGUAUUUGGAAGGAAUUGAUCAAACAAAAUUACGAUAUUCGCUGGUGUAUAAGACACACUCUCAUGUAAGAUGCAUUUCUGUUUUACAAAUAUAUUUUGUGGAGAAAAACAAAUGUUUCAUCGCACACUUAUUUGAAGACAUUUUAGGCUGGGGGGGGGGGCAAUGCAUGUUUCUGUGCAAGUAGAUACAAUACUGUGACAGUAUACAGCAAUAAAGUUUGAAACUAUAAAUAAACUGUUACAUAUAAGUAUUGUAUUUCAAAUUUAUCUUGCUUUAGUUCAAAACUGAUUGUGAUGUUUUGUGUUACAACAAUCUGCCACCAGGGUGCUGAACCACUGCUAUGAUUUUGGUGUCAUCCACUCAUUGCAAAAUCCUGACAGGCAUAUGAAAGGUUAACGAAACAUUCCUUUCAUCUUUCUUGGGGAAUUUUCACUUAAAUAAUAACAAAAAGAAACUUUCUUAAAUGUAAUGCAGUCCUUAAAUAAGACAUAUAUCAGGUGUGGGUUAUGUAUGAGUUGAUGUAACCAGUUGACAGGGGCAGUUUUUUAAUAAAUUUAGAAAUAAAAAGAAACAUGUCUUAUACACUGGCAAAUACCAUAACAUUUGUUUAUCAAGCUGGUUUUUGGAACAUAACGUAAUGGGGUAAAGUUCUGAUGUAAAACUGUUAGAAUAUAAAUAUUUAAAUUAAAGGGUCUCGAAUUACAGAACAAUUAAUUUAAACUCAUCAGAACUAGUAACAUUCUUUCAAAAACCUGAAGGUCGUGUCAGACAGGAUGGACUCCAUUUAUUUCGUUAUAGAAAUCUUGGCUAUUUUGUUCUGUUAUCCUCUCUUGUUUUUUUCAUAUCUUUUUAUAUUCUUUUAAAGUUGUAACUUUAAAUAUAUUUUUAUAUUUUCUUUGUAUUUUAUAAAUUCUCAUGUUGAUUGUUCUGUAACUACAUGUGUACGUGAACCUGCACUAGUUUACAUACCUACUAUCUACUUAUAUAUAUAUCUAUCUAUAUAUUACAUUACAUUUAUGUAUAUGUGUAUAUUAAUUUAUCACAUUUUCUUCUGUGUACCUGACUCCCUUCUCUCUCUCUCUCUCUCUCUCUCUCUCUCUCUAUUUUAUAUAUGGAUGUUUCUUAAUAUCCAUUACACAAUAAUGUAAGAUUAAGAUGUAUGCUUUAUUAAUUCAGUUUUAUUUCAUCACCAAAAUAUCCAUGUUGCCUUAAACCAAUCUAAAUGGACAUAUAAAAUUCAUAAGGUCUAUUUCUUCUUGUGGCUGCUAUCAAUACAAUUAUUUAUUUUUAAUUAUUAACCAUGACAUAACUGAAAUCUCUCACAUUUCCAGCACAUGCAUCCCUUUCUUGUACAUCACACCACCUUUACAUAUUUUGUACAACAUAUAAAAAUAACCUCCACUUUUUCUUUUUUCUUCCUUUAUUUGGCUUUUUGUGCCUUGGGUUUUGUCUUACUAAAUUCUUUGUAUCUGCUCCCCGCUUUUUUUUUCUACUUGGUAACACUAUGCCUUCUGCAAUCAGGCAUCAAAUACCACAACAUUAAAACUUCUCUAUUUUGUCAGAAGAAUAACUAAGACAAUUUGCAAUCUCAUCUCAAACAUGAGAGACUGGAAUAUAAAAGGCUUGAAAAGUAUUCGACUUUGCAUUUGUAAACUCUAUUUGUGCAUUUGUAUGUAUGCACAUACAUAUCUACAUGUGUAUGUAUACACACACACACACACACACACACACACACACAUUGGCUCAUUGGAUCCUGUUAAACUGUCCAACCCAUGCCAGCAUAGAAAAUGGGUAUUAAUUGAUGACACACACACACAACCACAGAACAGACUGCAUAUUUGAUUAUCUUUAUUCUUAGGGGUUUUUUUCUUGAAAAUAAUAUUGAAUAUGUUAUUAUUCUCAAAAGAAAGAAAAAUUUACUUUCUACGACAGCUUUUGAUAGAGACUUUGUGCUAAUACAAUAAAACGUCUCUGAUCUUUUAUUCCAGACAAACAACCAUCAACUUAGGUCUAUACAGUUUAACAUCUCUGUCAUCUCAAGCAUUGCUGUCAGGUAUAAAGGGAGGGAAAGACACCACAAGGCAUUUUGCUCAAUCUUCUAACAUGGAAGACAGAUAGAGUUGCCAUGUAAAUGACAUGAAAUAUUUGCAGCACAGUUGCAAAGUGUUGUAAAAACUAAAUUUAAAUUGAUUGUUUUUCUUUCUCAUAAACGUAGUCAAUUAUGUCUCCCAUGCUGUGAGAUGUCUGUGUGUGUAUGUGCACACACAUAUAUAUACAUACAUAUUUUUACAUACAUACCAUCUAAAAACAGGCGUUAAAGGAUGAUGAUGGUGUGUAUAUAUAUAUAUAUAUAUAUAUAUAUGUAUGUAUGUGUGUGUGUAUGUAUAAAUAUAUACACACACACACAUUAUCCAGUUUACCUUCUCCAUUUUCUUUUCCCAUUUCUUUCUCUUCUUGUCUAUCCUUCCUUCUUUUCAGAAGAAGAGUGAAUACUCGAAACAUAAAAGACAUGCUCUUCUUUUUUUGCCAGUUCUUUAUUGUCAACCUAAUACACUCUUUUUUUUUGCCCCCUUUUUUUUUUUAACUCUAUUGUAUUUUUUGCACCAUACACACACACACACACACACACACACACACACACACACACACACACACACACACAGACACGAGCUUUUUGUAAAACUACAAAUCUAUAUUUGUAUUUCUACUUUGGUUUGGCAAUAAAUAUUCUGAUGCACAGACGAUGA
Molecule: messenger RNA, 5950 nt
Organism: Octopus bimaculoides (California two-spot octopus)
Lineage: Eukaryota; Metazoa; Mollusca; Cephalopoda; Octopoda; Octopodidae
Source: RefSeq, a predicted model, not a curated record